This is a messenger RNA of Puntigrus tetrazona (Sumatra barb), 1779 nucleotides long. RefSeq names its product regulation of nuclear pre-mRNA domain containing 1B (gene rprd1b). The transcript is spliced from 8 exons. Gene Ontology annotation, biological process: mRNA 3'-end processing. The record is from RefSeq and is a predicted model, not a curated record. Gene Ontology annotation, molecular function: RNA polymerase II C-terminal domain binding. Bases 242 to 1330 code for a protein of 362 amino acids. Lineage: Eukaryota; Metazoa; Chordata; Actinopteri; Cypriniformes; Cyprinidae. Gene Ontology annotation, cellular component: RNA polymerase II, holoenzyme.
CCAACUUGGAACAGAACCCCAUCGUGUCCGCGCGUUCGGCAAAAGUUUCGAGGAUUAAACCCGCGCGUCGCAUUUUAUUAAUUCGAUUUGUCGACAUCUCGACUUAGGCCACCCUUCGGGUCCGCGGGAGGUCGCGUUCGGGGGUUUCCGCGCGCGCUGAGCCUCACUGAAGUUGAAUCCAGAUUAGGCUAACGUUACAAAAACUGCUGACAGGGUUGUUUGGCGAGGGAGAGCGGUCAGCAUGUCGUCUUUCUCCGAGUCCGCGCUGGAGAAGAAGCUGUCUGAACUGAGCAACUCGCAGCAGAGCGUUCAGACUCUGUCUCUGUGGAUCAUUCAUCACCGCAAGCAUGCGUCCUUCAUCGUGCGCGUGUGGCACAGGGAGCUGAAGAAAGCGAAAAGCAGCAGGAAGCUGACGUUCCUGUAUCUGGCGAACGACGUGAUUCAGAACAGCAAGAAAAAGGGUCCCGAGUUCACCAAAGAUUUCGAGGGCGUCCUGGUCGAUGCCUGCUCGCACGUGGCCAGAGAUGGAGACGAAGGCUGCAAGAAGCACAUGGAGAGGCUGCUGAACAUCUGGCAGGAGAGAAACCUGUACCGCGCAGACUUCAUCCAGCAGCUCAAGCUGGCUAUCGAGGACUCGGACAGUCCCAAACAGAAGCCCGCAGCAGAUGACAGAAAAAACUUAAAAAGAAGCUACCAGAAGGUCCAGGAGGAAGAGGAGGAGGAAGAUGACGACUACAGAGGUCACUAUUCUCCUCGUGAGACAGAUGCAGCUGCUCCACAACUGACGGAGGAUCUGGUGAAAGCGCUGCAGGAUCUAGAGAACGCUGCGUCCGGAGACGCUGCCGUGAGACAGAAGAUCGCCUCGCUGCCGCAGGAAGUGCAGGACGUCUCUCUGCUGGAGAAGAUCACGGACAAACAGGCGGCGGACAAGCUGUCGAAGACGGUGGACGAGGCCUGCCUGCUGCUGGCCGAGUAUAACGGGCGCCUGGCCGCCGAGCUCGAGGACCGGAGACAGCUGGCCCGAAUGCUCACAGAAUACAUCCAGAGCCAGAAAGAAGCGCUCAACGAGAGGGAGAAGAAGCUGGAGGAAUACAAGCAGAAACUGGCUCGCGUCACGCAAGUGAGGAAGGAGCUCAAGUCUCACAUCCAGAGUCUUCCGGACCUCUCUCUUCUACCGAGCGUCACCGGCGGCCUGGCCCCGCUCCCGUCCGCCGGGACCUGUUCUCCACCGACUGAACCGUCUCCAAGACUCUGUACGAUCAGACACUGGGCUCCUCCUCGCCGACGUCAGGAGCGGAGCGAAGAUCACGCCGUUCGUUUUUUCCAUUAGUUCUCAGCUAAGCCUCGCCGAGAUCGAACCCGCCAGUCAUUAAACCGGACUCAGAGAGUGUGGAGGUUUCGUUUUUUUUUGUGACUUUGCCGUAGAAAGCGACUCCCUUUGCUUUGUCUUACACCCGUAGGUUUUUAGUUCUAUCGCUCAGCGUUCGAUCUCGCUCCAGUUUGGUUUUCGGGAAAGAGGCCGAGCGGCGAGGAUUCGGUUUUUAAACGCCUCACGAGUUCACGGUAUCAAGAGAAAGCGAUUUAGAAACCCGUCGUCAAAACCGAUAUAUUUUGGAUAAAAAAAAAAAUACUAAUAAUAACCUGACCCGUUUUUCUUGAAAUUAUUAUUUUGCUGAUGAAUUUGCGAGAAAACACAAGCGCGGUCGCAUUUUCUUUCUCGGUCACUGUAUGUUUACAGUGUCUCUCAUUAAAUGUGACUGAACACGUCCAGUACCUGAA